Molecule: messenger RNA, 13083 nt
Organism: Oxyura jamaicensis (ruddy duck)
Lineage: Eukaryota; Metazoa; Chordata; Aves; Anseriformes; Anatidae
Gene: TRAF3
Product: TNF receptor associated factor 3
Exons: 14
Coding region: 4106-5809 (567 amino acids)
Biological process (GO): regulation of canonical NF-kappaB signal transduction; regulation of defense response to virus; innate immune response
Cellular component (GO): plasma membrane signaling receptor complex
Molecular function (GO): tumor necrosis factor receptor binding; zinc ion binding
Source: RefSeq, a predicted model, not a curated record
UGGCAGGCGGCGCCCGGUGCCGGGACCUCGGCGGCGGCAGCGGCCGGGGACGGACCAGCGCGGACUCUGCCUGCCCGGAGGCGCUCGGUAUUUUGCAGAUGAACCUAUGACUGACUCAUAAUCUGAGAACUGCAGCGGCUUGUAAAAUAGGAAGCAGGAAAGCCUGAGUGCUUAGGCUUUAACUGAAUCAAGACCAGCUCUCAGCAGUGGGAGGCAAUAUAUUAAUCCAUUGGAAGUACAGACUGCAGUCUUGUGUAUCACUGCGGUUUGUGUUGCGAAUUUUUCUCAUGUAAACAGGUAGGUUGCGAAAUUUUUCUCCGCUGCAUACGUUGUUCUUGUAAUGCAUACAUUUAGAAACCUUGUGAUAGUUGUGUGAGGUGGUUUUCUUUUUUUCCUUUUUAUGGCGGGAGGGGUAGUGGUAGUAUUUCUGUCAUUGCAUGAAACUGUAAAGUACCUUAUUCUCCUUUGUGUUUUCACAUAUUUAAGUUGAUGGUAUUAAUUUUACAAAUCGGCUUCAGUGCUCUGAGUUGCUUUAGGUAUGAAUCAGGUUGAUAGCUUAAAACUCAAGCAAGUUUCUUUUUUGUUUCUGUAAGCCAGCCCUCUUGCAGUGUUGCUAUUCUUUUGUGUUUUCCACACAAUCAGUGGACUAUUUGGCAAGUUCUGCACUCUCUGCCUGAUGGAGUUAUGUUGCCUGAUAGUAUGUGGAGGCUUGUUAAUAAAUUUUGGGCUGUUUUAUCAGUUUUGUUUCAUUUGCAAGUAAGGUAAGCAAAUUAUUACCUCUUUCAUUGAACACCCCAGAGGGAAAGAUUUUUUUUUUUUUUUUUAACAAAUAGUUUAGAAAUGUAAUAAGAACUAAGAUGGUAGCCAACUUCCUUAGUCAGCUCUGCCUAAUUUGGGAAACUACAUUACUCCUUAGUUGUGAGAGGAGAAAAUCCAGCAGGAAAUGCCCUGCUGGGAUGGUUGGAUACUGUCCUCACCUUUUUUCUUUUUCCAUCCCCCCAAAUACAAGGGAACUUGAACAAUUUGUGAAGCAGGCUUGUUAUCUUUCUGUAAGAAUUUCUUCCUUGGCCCUAGCAUCUAACUUAAUGCUGGAUGUUAUUUCUUAGGAAAUGCUGUAUGCAUCCUUGACAGUGUGUGAAUCCUAGCCAGAAAACAGCUAGGCUGCAUGUCUCUGUCUUGAAGUCAUUCUCAGUGUCCCAAAGCAAAACAGGUUAAAAAGUGUUAAGGUGCUAGUUUUAGACUAAAUGCAGAAACUGAAAAAUAUUUACAAAUCUUACUUUACUAUUUAUGUUCCCUUUUUAGGGGAAAGGGGAUAUUGCUGGUCCGCCCCCCCAGCUUUACCAAGAUAUAAUUAUGUUUUUGUGUUCCUUAUUUCUAGUUAUUUUUUGACUUUUGGCAGUUCCCAGCUUAAGACUGAAGUCCUAUUAUACAAGGUAAUACAUAUACAAGUAUGUGAAGAGGUGGGAUCUUGGUAGGUGUCCAGGUAAGAUGAGAGAAGGGAGGCAUUAUAUCUGUUCCCUGAUGAACGGGAAUAGAAAUGUGCAGAAGUGCUCCAAGUCAUGCAGAAAGUUUCUGAUAGUUCUGAUUAUUUUUUUCCUGUUCCAAAGCCAUCAGUCCUUUUCCCUUUCAAAAUCUGUUACCAUAUUUUUUACGUGGCACUUAGUAUUUGGCCUACAAGCCAGGGAAGAGAUUCUAAACUGAAGAUGACCUUUGGCACUGAAUAAAAUCUCUUUAGUAGAUGCAAGCUUAAAAUAAAACUUUGUAUGGGAGCCUAAACUGAGUACACAUUGUCCAUUACAAGAACUAACUAAGCCAUAUUGGAAAAUGAGGAAAACAAAUGCACACAACCCCACAAAACAAACCAAAAAAAAAAAGAAAAAAAAGAAAUAAGGCUGCUGUUUCAGUGCAUGGGAUCUCAGGAGCCCUUGUGAAGAGUAAGUGAAGCACUUGUGCCCAGCUGUGAGAAAGUAGUCUUUCUCCCAUCUGUGGGUGGGGGAGUGGGUGGUAGACAUUUUGGUGAUAUCUGUGAGUCUGUACCUGUGUUGCCCGUUACCUUUUUCUUUAAAAGGUCAACGUAAACCCUGUUGAAGCUUGCCACUAAAACAAGCAGUCUUUUGCUGUGAGCCAGAUGCCAAGAGGAUGCAUGCACCUCCUAAUUCUUUCCUGUUUCCUUUCUGCUUAUCCCCAAGUAACGUACUCUGAAUGCUGGCUCCUGCCCCUUCUCCUGGAGCUGCAGCAGAAGGUAGGGAGGUGAGACAGGGAGUGCUGAAGAGUUACUGGAGGUUGCUGAGCUUUCAGUGCCAUUGUCAGCAUGUGUUCAGCCCCAUUUGAUGUUCCAGUGAUGCCAAAACAGAUAAGUCUGGGCAGGAUCCUCACCCAAGGAGGAGGUGGAUGGUUCUCAAGGAAUAAUAGCUUGCUGAUGGUAGGCAGCUGGGCUGCUGUGGACUAAAAGAUCUGGCCUUGAGCCUUGCUCUGGAGGAUGCAAAGGGAAGGAGGGGUGAAAAGCAGUGAUGAGCCUAUUGUUGCAAAUGAGCUAACUGGCUGAUUGGUACUAGGGCUCUUCUGCUGCUCCCUCUGCUCUUAAAUGCAGCUGUGAAGAGUGAAGAAGAGAGGGGGGGAAGGGAAAAACAAGCUAGACCAAACUUCUCUGUUAAAAUAAGUAUAAGUUAGACCUCUAGUGUCUAAAGAGGCAGUGGGCCUCUAAAUGAACACUAAAAAAUUACAUCUAAACACAAGAAAACCUUUUUGAGGGUGCUCAAAUGCUGCAGCAGGUUGCCCAAAGUGGGGUUGGAGAAUCUUUUGUAGGGAAUACUCAAAACCUGGCGGGACACUGUUUUGGGCAGCCUGCAGCUGUGACCCUGCUUGGGUGGGUGGGUUGGAAAAGAUCAGCUCCAGAGAUGCCUUCCAACCUCAGGCAGUCUGUGAAAGUUUUAGUGUUUUUUUUUUCUUUUUUUUUUUUUCUAUCGUAUACUUUAGCUGCUGUUGUGGAAUACUUGGGAAAUAAUUACAAAUGCUGCUGCUGGGCAUUUGUCUUGCAAAUGCUGCUGCUGUGUAAUCAUGGCAAUUUUAAUUGUAUGGGGAAAGCAUCCAAGUGUUAAAAUAGUUAAUUAACUAGACUGCCCUAUUUAAACAGCAUAAGCAAAAAAAAAUGAAAAACCACGAACUAAACAACCUUCUUCCCUCCUCCCCCUCCCCCAAGAAAACCCUACCACCUUCAAAAAAAAUAAAGCAAAAAGUCUUUUAAUGUUUUAACACCUUAAAAUAUUAGUGGCUAUGAACAUAAAAAAUAGUUUAAUGUAAAUAGUGAAGUCAAUAAAAUAUUUAUUAAAAAAAGUUUUUUCUUAUCAUUUACCUUUUUCUCUAAUUCCCUCUAAGUUUGCCACAAAGUAAACCUCAAAAAUUAUUAAAUGAAAAGGAGAAGAAAAUAAAGAUGAAGGAAAAGAGAUGCGGGAACGUGAGAGGGACAGUAGAUAAAAUCCCAGAGAUCCCACCAAACUCUGCAGUUUAUUCCCUUAAGCCCACAUUUGAUGUGGCAGGAGAUGAUUUGAACAAACUUCAGUGUAACUAUUUAUUUCCUGGGCUCUUUCAGUCCUCCUCUGCCUGCAUUUUGCGUAGCCAUCAGAAAGACUGCAGUGCAGUUAUUGGCAAGGAGGGAAAUACUAGGAGGGAAAAUCAAGCUGUGGUGGCUCCUUGCAGUGUUGCGUUACUGAGGUCCGUGUUUGGGAGCGGGAGGUAAUGCAUGGAUGCCUUCGGGUUCCAGAUUCAGAGAUCGGGCUGCUUGCAAAGGAGGAUGUAGAUAAGUCUUCAUUGUGCCCCUUGUGUGUGCAUGUCAUGGCAGACAGCCAUUAAGUUUAUUGAUGCAGUAGUUUGUUUGUUCUGUGAUAUGAACUGCUUGCAGUUUCUGCCUAAUGCUUUGUUUCUAAUCCUCUGUGCUCAGACAGUGGAGAGCAAGGAUGACAGCUGGGAACAUGCUGCCGAGCUGGGCCCUCGGUGCCACCCUGCUUAGUGUCAUCUGGGAACAUCGUUGCGCUGGCACCACGGAAUAGCUGGUCAGGCUUCUCAGAGCUCGCUGGCACUGUUAGGCUUUGUGAAUUUAUCUUAGAGCAUGGAUGCCAGUAAGAAGACAGAACCUCCUUUAUCUGUAGAAAUGGUACAACAAAGGGCCAAUCCUGAUCGCAGUCCUUCAGCAUCAAUUUAUGUUCCAGAGCAAGGUGGCUACAAAGAGAAAUUUGUAAAUGCUGUGGAGGAUAAGUAUAAAUGUGAAAAAUGUCACCUCAUCUUAUGCAAUCCUAAACAGACUGAAUGUGGACACAGAUUCUGUGAGACCUGCAUGAAUGCCUUGCUAAGUUCUUCGAGUCCCAAGUGUACAGCCUGUCAAGAAAGCAUAGUGAAAGACAAGGUGUUUAAAGAUAAUUGUUGCAGGAGAGAACUUCUUGCCCUUCAGAUAUACUGCAGAAAUGAAAACAAGGGCUGCAAAGAACAACUGUCUCUGGGUCAAUUACUGAUGCAUUUGAAAACUGAUUGUCAGUUUGAAGAACUUGCAUGUCCUCGUGCUGAUUGCAAAGAAAAAAUACUAAGAAAAGAUUUGCCAGACCAUGUAGAGAAGACCUGUAAAUACCGGGAGACAACUUGUAAAUACUGUAAAAGCCAAGUCCCAAUGAUUAUGUUGCAGAAACAUGAAGAUACAGACUGCCCAUGUGUCAUGGUUUCAUGUCCUCAUAAAUGUAGUGUUAAGACACUCAUGAGGAGUGAGUUGAAUGCACAUUUGUCAGAAUGUAUUAAUGCCCCAAGUACCUGUAGUUUUAAGCGUUAUGGCUGCACUUUUCAGGGAACAAACCAACAAAUUAAAGCACACGAAGCCAGCUCAGCAGUGCAGCAUGUUAACUUAUUGAAAGAGUGGAGCAAUGCUCUAGAAAAUAAGGUGGCCUUGCUCCAGAAUGAAAGUUUGGAAAAGAACAAGAGUAUACAAACUUUACAUAAUCAAAUUUGUAGCUUUGAAAUAGAAAUUGAAAGACAGAAGGAAAUGCUGCGGAAUAAUGAAUCUAAAAUACUUCAUUUACAGCGAGUGAUAGACAGUCAAGCAGAGAAACUGAAAGAACUGGACAAGGAAAUCCGUCCCUUCCGACAGAACUGGGAGGAGGCUGACAGCAUGAAGAGCAGUGUAGAAUCCCUCCAGAACAGAGUGACUGAGCUGGAAAGUGUUGACAAAACUGCAGGGCAAGGAGCUCGAAAUACAAGCCUGCUAGAGACACAGCUGAACAGGCACGAUCAGAUGCUGAGUGUUCAUGAUAUUCGGCUGGCUGACAUGGACCUCCGAUUCCAAGUUCUAGAAACUGCCAGUUACAAUGGAGUACUAAUCUGGAAAAUUCGAGAUUAUAAACGUCGGAAGCAAGAGGCAGUCAUGGGGAAGACUCUGUCCUUGUACAGUCAACCCUUUUAUACUGGAUACUUUGGCUACAAGAUGUGUGCCAGAGUUUACCUUAAUGGAGAUGGCAUGGGAAAGGGGACGCACUUGUCGCUGUUUUUCGUCAUAAUGCGUGGAGAAUAUGAUGCAUUGCUUCCUUGGCCAUUUAAGCAGAAAGUGACUCUAAUGCUAAUGGAUCAGGGACCGUCUCGACGCCACUUAGGAGAUGCUUUCAAGCCAGAUCCCAACAGCAGCAGUUUCAAGAAGCCAACUGGAGAAAUGAACAUUGCGUCCGGCUGCCCAGUCUUUGUGGCUCAAACUGUUCUAGAGAAUGGAACGUAUAUUAAAGAUGAUACUAUUUUUAUUAAAGUCAUAGUGGAUACAUCGGAUCUACCAGACCCCUGACAUAUGAUGGGGGAGGCAGAUUAAACAGAAGACAACUCCAUUUGGGGGUUUUGUAUCAGUUUGUCUUCAAUCAGAGGUCCUAAAGCUCACAGAACCACCUUGUGGAACAGACGGAAGAGUUUGAAGGCAUAACUGCAUAGGGUCCAAUUGCGAAAGUAGCAACACAUUAAGAAAUCAUACCAUGGUGUAUUUUUUAAUAGAACUAGCGACACUUAAACUCUGAAGAAUCAUUUAUCCCUCAUGAGGAUAAUGAUUAUGGUCAGAGAGGGUUUUUGUUUUUGUUUUUAACUUAUUAAUGAUCUAGUCAAUUGGAGGUGAAAAGACAUAUACAGUAUGUGCUGAAUAAAUUACUGACUUUUAUUUCUUUAAGCUAGAAUACAAAAAAAAACCAUUCACAUGUGGGCUAGCUGGAAAUUGUCAGCAUGUUAAAAGAAGAAAUGAAGUAAUGUUGCAAUUAUAUUAUUUGAAAAACUGAGGUGCAAUCUUGUCUGAAAUAUAGUAUAUUGUCUUUUUAAGGCCUCAUCUGGUCUCUGUUUUAAUAAUUACUUUGUCAGAAGAUCUUGGAAAAGUAUCCAUGUCUUCUCAAAAGUAUCUGAAUCAAAAUCAUAUUUUUAUUUAAAGUUCUAUUGUUACAGAAAACAUUUUAUUUUAAAACUGUUGAUAGACUGAUAUUUCUUGGAAGAAAAAUAGAAGAAAUCAAACACUGGUUAUCACUUGUGAUAGGAAAAAAAACUAUUCAAUUCUGUUAUUUCUCUUUAGAAAUGUAAACCUACAAUAUAUGUCGUAGUUAAUGACACUAUUUCAAAAUUAAGGAAAAAUCACUCAUGGAUGCUGUGCAUCAUUAUCAGAUUUAUAAUUGUUUUCACCCUAAAAUAGGGCAUUUGUUGAACUUUGGAGUUCUAAACGGAAUCCUGUACAUUUUUUAAAGUUCUGCCCCAUGCUUUCCAAUCAAGCUAUAUAUGUUGCACAUUAUGCUGUCAGCAGUAUAUAGUAUAUUCAGUACUGGGGAGGAGGAUUAGUGCUGAAAAAGGCCUAUAUGUUUGUUCCGUACUAGCAGCCAUUGCUUCUUAAGGACAAAUCAGCCAUGUCUUAAUACAGUGAUGGUGGCUUGCAUGCAUACAUGUGCCUUAGGUGUGCUGUGCUGCUUAUAAACCAUAGCUUUUUAUUCAGAUUAAUUCUGAUAUCUGAAAUGGUAGUUUAAUUGGACUUCAGGCAUAAUGUUUAGCCUUGUCUUCAGAGCCCGUAGGCACCUUGUGAUGUGCAAAAUUGAAGCCAAACCCCAUUUCUUUGGCUUCUGGAGCUUCUAUGACUUGGCCAUUGCAGAAUCCACCUUACUCAGGUGCCAAAACGUUAUGCCCAGUGCUCCUAUGGAGCUCGGACUAGACAGUUUCCAUGGCUGGCGUGAAGGAAGGCGACAUUUUUCUCUAAUGCCUGUGGUCGUAAGGUGGCAUCACUUUAAACAGACUCAUCCGAGAACUCUGUGGGGCUGUGAAUAGAUAUGCUCAUGGCAGCUUUUCAUGGUAGACGAGCAUCCCAACAGGGAAUGCCCAGGCUUCUUUACUCUAACAGCCUGAACUAUAGUGGAAAGCAUUUGCUAGCACUGAAACAUGCUGAUUGCAACCUGCUGUGUUCAUCUGCUUCUAUUGAAUAGCCUGUGACAAGCAAGUCUAGUGACAUAGCCUGACUGUGGUGCUUCUUAAAAUCCAAGAACCGCUUCAGCAGAGCGGGCUUGCACCGCUGUGUUAAGCCUUCGUGGGCUUGAAAGAAGAUGGUGCAUCUUAGUCUUGAACGUCAGGUCGUAUCAGCUUUCUGCUUUUUGAGGCAUAGUCACAAUUUUUGUCUAAGGUGCAGUUGAAUUCAUGCCUUUGUAUUUCAGCUUGUCUUUGCUCUUGUCUUUUUUGGCUGUGCCUUCACACACAGUGCCUGCAAGAAGUAUUUAUGAAUAUACAAUGCAUGCUAAGUGGUCUUCAUGGGUUUUCCAGGCACCUGCUAGAAUACUGCCUGCUGCUGACAGUCACGACCGUCAGUAGCAAUUUGUCUUCCUUUUCUUGCCUUCCAUUGUCCCGGUACUGUAUUCCCGUUAUGGUACACAGCUGUCAACAGGUGCAAGCUAAAAUAUGGAGGCACGUGCUAGCGUUGAAUUUCUAGCACAGAAGGAGGACGUUCUGCACAAGAUAUAAAUAUCUAUAGAUAUACCUGCAUCUAUAUCUGUAGAUAUAAUUACAUGGCACUUGCAGUUUUAUGCAGGCUGCACAAGCAAACCCAUCACUUAUGCUUUCGGGCGAAGGUUCGCUCAACUCGUGUCAUUUUAAUAAUUGUGAAUGUAGGCAGCUGAGCUUUUGUGUUUGUGCAUCACAGAAUUUUACUGAAAACAGGAUUCCCAAGUGGAAAUGUCCAAAGGACUCUCCUCCCAUUGCUAAUGCAUGUCUUGCAAACUUAAAUGAAAAUGUUUGGCCAUCUCAAAACAGUUUAUAUCCUGUUUCAAUCUGGGACUUGGAGGAGAUUUCUGGUGUAAGCAGGGCCCAGCAUAUUCUGCAGAUUUGUGACUAAAGUUUCCAGCUCCUGUGACAGAAUUGCGCUUCUAAAUCCAGGCUCUAAAAGAGGAGGAAAAAAAAAGUUUCCAGCCUUUAUGAUUGAAAGAGGACUUUGAAACAUGUGAAAAGUGUAAACUAAUAGGGAAGUCUUCCUGAGUCUGCACACAGCCUAAACUAGUAGCUUUAAGAGAUCUGAAUAUCUCCUCUUAGCGGGAUAUUGACUCAGAAACUUUGUAGAGAAGUUCAAAUACGAACACUGCUAACUCUAUUAAUGCCGAUCACUGUAGCAGAAACAUCAGUCACUGUUGUUAUUUCACAGAUCUCUAUGCUGCUUUCCACAUCUCCCAAGUGCCAAAAGCACCAGCUGCCAGAGUCUUCAGCUUCACUUGGGCAGCUUUUAUAAUGCAGUAAUGUGCUAUCAAUAUAAAAAUAUUUUUGCAUAUAUGCUUUUUAUCACAGUUAAUAAAACGGAGGCCUACUGCACUUACUUUUUAAAACUACAUGAAGCUGCCAGAGAAUUUCCAGUUUGCCAACCCUGCGUACUGUGAAAUCCGGGAUCUUGCUACACAAUUGUAAACACCGCCUGCUGUGGAAUACCCGAAGCCUUGACCGUAACACCCCUCUGUCCGCAGAACUCACAGGCCAUCUCUGCAGAGUUCUUACUGUGUACAUAGAAAUCAGUUUCCUCUGCUUUCCAGCAAGGAGUAUGUAGCAUUUUGUGAAAACAGGGCCGCUGUAUAUUCUCUAAAUUGGAAGGAAAGAUACCUGGUGCUUUACUCAACACUUUAAAUUAUCUUUUUUUUUUUUUCCUAUCAUUGAAAUGCCCUUUAUCCUUUUUUUACUCUGUGUUUCUGACCAAAUAUCCAAAGGUUUUUAGGGAAGGUCUAUUCAAAGUGGUUCAUAAGGCAACAGUCUGCCCCCAGAGGUACUCUUGAACCCCUGGCAACUCGUUCGGAGUGCCAUUAUUGCAAAAAGGGGUCCCAGAGCACUUCUGUUACUAUGAACAGUGUUUCUGCAGUGGAACACUUUUUCCCUCUGCUUAGUAGUUCUUAGCAGUGCACAACGAAGUCUCUUGCUAGUGUUCUUUCUUAAUGAUGAUGCUCCAGGUGAUGUACGAGCCUCUUUCAUUUCCAGCUUUCUCUAGGGAGAUGCCAGUUAGAAUCUGGAUGUUGCCCUUCUUGUGUGUUGUUCAGUGUUCAGCACAGGGGCAUGCAUCUGUUAUUUAGAAAGUCUCGAAUUCUAAACAGGAUGAAACUAUUUUGGUUCAAAGACCAACCCGUGAUGAUUAUGACUGACCACGUCUGCAUUACUUCUCUGAUCUAACUAAAGGGGUCUUGUUUCAGUUACUGUCUACAUGGUACACCUUCAACUGCUGACUUACAAUAUGCAAUGUGGAUUUCAGCCUUGUACUGUAAAUGUUCUUCACAAAUAGAAUGUGCAAUAGGAAAAUGAGAAAGGUGGCAUAAUUUUGAUGAAAAAUAUGGGUAACAUGCUAGCUUUCUUACGAAUAUGAAAAACAGUUUGUUCUUUUCCAGUGGGCUCCCCUACUUGGAAAAGGAAAGUUGAAGAUAUGUGCCUGUUUCUGUGCCUGGUGAAUUUCUCAGAUGCAAAGAUAAUAGAGAUGUGUUAGUUGUAAUUUAAGUGUUGAACCCAUGAGUGUUAGGUUGUGAUUGUAUCGCUCGUGCUUCUCAGCUUGCCACAAUUUUGGCUUGUUGAGUUUAAAAGGUACCACCUAUUUGUAUUCCAUCAUACAUAAUAGGCAGUUCAUCAACAAUGCAGGGUUUCUGUUGUGUGUGAUAUUUUUUUAACUUUAUUUUUUUUCUUUUUGUUCUGUUUUUAAAACACUGGUGCUGUUUGGUCCAAGACAGAAGCGUGUAGGGAGUGACAAGAGAAGUUGCCUGCACCGCAGAAGAAUGAAAAACGUUACUGCAGUAUUGAUGCCUUGUUAUGAUUUAACUAUGCAAAUAUACAAAUAGGUGAGGGGGAAAAAUUCUUGGGUUGCAUACCUCUAAUCUCUUAGUUCUUGCUCUUUAAAACACACGUGUAGGUACAUACAUUUACGUACAGACAUGCAUGCACAUAUAUAAGCAAAGUCUUUUCUUUAUGUAGAAGUGGUGAAACAAAACCCUUUUCCCCCAGUUUAUACUUGAUCAAGUGGUGCAAAUGUAACUUGCUGCUGCUAAGGGAGGGUCUAGGCCACGGGCAAACUUUUGGUUUCCCAUCUUUCAGGUUUGAAGGCUUACACGUAGCAAACAAACCAUUUGUUGACUGGGAAAAUGAGCGAUUUACUUAGCCUUUCUGGAGACCAUGGAAUGUCAUCUAGGACAUGUCCUUCCUCAUACUCAGCUAAUUAGGAGAUGCCUCUAUUUUAAACUAGCAGAAAGAUGGGCAAUUUGUUAAUUGCAAACUCAUUUUUUCUUUUUAAUUUGGGAACAAAAGAUGAUGAUAAAUCUGGAUCUCUUCUUGAAAUUCCAAUCCUGUUCAGUCAGUACCUCUGUUCUGGUUGACCUAGGAAUCUUAGCUACUGCAAUAAAAACUGCUCAGUGCUGGAAUUCAGUCUGUCUGAGUAGCUUCUAGUGCUCUGUACAGGGGUAGUAAGCAUUCUGCAUCUGCAAACAUUUUCUUCUUAUAGCAAGUAGUGUUCCUCUUCUGGAAAAAGGAAACUGAGGAUGAGAUGUGACGAAAGGGAUCUCCUGGAGCCAGCGCUAAAUGAGAGGUUCCAGUUCCUUGGUGUCAUCUUCAAAUCACUAUGUUUAAAUAUUAAUGCAUUCACCCCUCAAAGGAGCUGAAAAACAAGUUGAUGUACCUUAAAGGCCCACAUCAAGACAGUAAGGGCUAGAAUUAAACAUACAAGCUGUCAUGAUUUGGGGUUGUGUGUGUAUGGCAGCCCAGACAUUGCUAAUGACCUGACUGCUUUGCAGAGGGGAAGGGCAGCACGACGUGUGAGUAACAGCAGCAAAUGUGUGUCCUGCUCUGGUUGUUCAGAAUUGCCCAACAAAGCCUCAGUUGGCACUCAGCUGAGGAUGGAGAACGAUACCAUUUUAAAGUGAAUUAAUCUUUGUUCUGCCAGCCUGUAGUGUGACUGACCAUUUCUUUCUUGUGGUUUGUUUUUCUUUAAACCAAAUUACAGAGGGCUUAAUUGAUCUUUCCUGCCUCUUAAUCUAGGCCUUUGCUGAGAAGCACCAGAUAAUGAAGGUUGUGGAAAACUUUGGAAUGCCAAUUCAGGGACAUCCUCUUAAGAUCUGGAAGAGUUAGAAAUACAUGAGACAUAAGGGAUCUGACUAUUCCUAUUUCUCUUCUAAUUUAUAGGCAAGACUGCAGCUUCUGUCUUCCAUUUCAUGAUCUUAGUGUAGAUACUAGGCUGUUUUGUUUUAUUUUAUCUUUUUUCCCUCCAAGUUAGGAUUAGUUCCUUAGGGUUCAAAUAAGUUCUAAAUUUCACAGAGGAGCACCUGAACCAAAAUCCUGGAUCCAAACAUCCCAUACUUGAUGUGAAAUUCAGAUCUGGAUCCCAACUCUGUGGCUUACUUACCUACCCUUUCAGGGAAGGGUUUGUCGUCUCUGUGUGGUGUUCGUGUUUUUGGUCCUUUGGAACUAAGCUUUUAAUUUGGUUGCCAGUUCUGCAAGGACUUUUUAACUUCUUAGCAAUGCCGGUGUUCACACGCUCCAUUGCUGGCAGUGCGAUGCGUCGUGAUAAAAUUUGACUCUGUCUAAGGGUUACUGAGAUAAACCAGCAUUAUCCAUCCGUAAGGGUCAUUUUCUUGCGUAGUGUUCUGAGCUUCGGAUUUGAAAAUAGCUCACCUUUGAAAGGACACAUCUUCCAACUAUGACCUGCGUCACUGGCAGAGAGUUGUAUAAUCUGUACUUGUGGAAUGGGAAGGUACAAGCUUCCAUUGUUGCUGAUGCAUCAUGUGAUCCACCUAUUUUGUUUUUCUUAUAGCUGUUGUUCAGUUAAUAUAUUUUUUCAGUUUUAUAGAAAAAAAGGAAAGUUCAGGAUUUUUUCUACAAGCUAUAAAACUCCAAUGAUUUAGUUGUGACUAGAGAGCUGUGAAAAAUACCCUAUUAGGAGACGGUGGACUAGACAUAGGUCCAUUUCUCUUAGACAAGUAGGAUAACCUUUAAGAUGCAUGGAACAACAUAAUAAUCGGGAAAACUAAAGCUGACAUUUGUUUCCAAGAAAUUCUGUAAGAAAUAUCUAUGGAAAAGACAUCAGUGAUCAAGAACAAUGUACAAAUUAAUGUGUUUAAAACUUGUGUAACCAUUUCUUUAAUCUCAUACUCUUCAGUGAACGGUACACUUGUGUUCAGUUUUAUGAUCAAAAACAAAGACCAAAGAAGGCCAACCUCAUUUGAUUGUGUAUAUUCUGCCUGUCUUAAUUAUCAAUAGCUGUAAGGAUACAGUGCAAGUGAUCUGGUAACCAGUGGUUCUCGUCCUUUUCUUUUAGGGGGAAAAACAACUUUAAAAUGUAUAAUUUAUUGCUCAGCAAUAACCAUGUUGUUAAGAUAAUAAUAAAAAAAAAAGAGAAUUAGCAACAUGUCUUAAUUUCCCAAUAGCAUUAUUAUAUGUUGUAUUUCAGUUUACUGUAUAUUGUGUUUUUGUAUUUAUUUGUGUUUGGAGGUCUUGCUAUGUCUUUUUGUGUUUAAAUGCUAAUAAACAAGGACAGUGUGUAAGAGUAUAGAAUGCAAAACUCUGAAAUGCUAAACUGUGUUAUUAAAGGAAAAAAUAAAUCUAAGUAGGAAGUCA